UUCGCAUAUGUGAGCGUGUGUGUGCAAUUUCGAAUUAAAAUUACGUUUAAUUUAAAGUUUCCAGUGCAAUGAGAAAAUUAGCAAUGCUCUAAAAUGUGUUCGGUGCAAGUGAAAGUUCACGAAAAUCAUAUAAAAUUAAUCAUAUGACAGCCGGCAAACGUUAAAUUUAAAUUUGACUUUGACAUUUUAUGUGUCAUUUUUGACAUUUUUUUUUUUUUGUCAUGACGGGCAGCGAUAACAACAACAAUACGGGAUAUCGAUUAAAAUACGCUAUCGAUAGACACACUGUGAUUAAUUAGCAGAAUAUUUCAAAUAAUUUUAGUUCAUUUCUAAUUUAGUCGAGAGACCAUAAAUUACUAGUGCAAUGACAUAGGAAAUUUAAAAAAAUUUAUAGUAGGCCAUGAACUGUUAGUCCCACAGGAACUAACGAGCCUUCAAACAGUUGAACAUCAAAGCCCGUGCUGUGAACACAGCUAAAUAAAAUUCUCAAACAAAAGUCAAAAAUAAAAAUAGUCGUGUGAAAAAAAAGCAAAAAAAAAAAACGGUUUUUUUUCGGUCUACUUGUCUGUGAAUAGAUUUAGUCCGUGUAUCACCCCGAGUCAUGAUUUCACCGGAGCAGGAAGAAGUUAAUUUGGUGCUGGAUCGCCAAGUGCGUCAAAAUAUUCAGGAAAUGAUGCAGGACCCCAAUGUGCAGGCCAGUCUACGGGAAGGUCGCAAGGCGGGCUAUUCAAUCGACCAUGAACAGGACUCUAUGACAAUGCAAUCGGCGGAUGAAACUGCCGAAGAUGAUUCAGAGCAAUUGAUGAUGUCUGCAGGAAAUGAAAUGCAAAACUAUCAUGAUAUGAUGGUUGUCGAUUCCGAUAAUCAAAUGGAUAUAAAUGGUUCCAUGCGCAAACGUCGCGGCAAUUUGCCCAAGCAAUCUGUGAAAAUUCUUAAGCGUUGGCUCUACGAACAUCGCUAUAAUGCCUAUCCCAGUGAUGCGGAGAAGUUCACCUUGUCCCAGGAGGCCAAUUUAACAGUGCUGCAGGUCUGCAAUUGGUUCAUCAAUGCCCGUCGACGUAUCCUACCCGAGAUGAUACGCCGUGAGGGCAAUGAUCCUUUACAUUUUACCAUCUCACGUCGGGGCAAAAAGAUGAGCCCCAACACAUCUGGAUCGAGUGCAACGGGCUUAAAUGAAUCAUCUGGAAGUGGAAAAGCUGCAGUUGGCUCUACUGCUAGUGGUAGCGCUACCCAUCCCAUCACUAGCAGUCCAGCAUCAGAGGUGGUUGUGGGCGCCACAGAGGAAGUGGAUAGUGCAGCCGAGGUUCAUGAGGGUAUCGCCAAUGUUUUGACCAAUUUCGAUCAAUAUGUCCAGGGACCCAAUGGUCAAAUGAUGAAAAUAGAGCAAGAAUUCGAUGAAAGCGUCAUUUACAGCUGGCAGCAAGCAAUUGCCAAUAAUCCCACGGGUUUUCAAAGUCUCCACUCAUCGCUUCAAGCCACCAUGAUUGACAAAAUACAAUCCUAUCAAAUGCGCAAGGCGGAGGCACUUCGUUCGAGUUCAUCUCAAACGAACAAGAGCGCUAGCAGUGGCAGUAGCUCUUCCACUUCACCCAUAUUGCCUUGCAAUUUGAAUGAUAGUUUGCCACCUGAAUUCGAUGAUGAUCAGAAUCCACGUAAACGUGGACGCAAGUCUCAAGCCAAAGAUGAUGAUGCUCGCCAGGGGGGAAAGCAAUCCAGACAAAUAAAUCCGAAUAAGAAAUGCAAGCAACAGGUGCAGCAGCGCAACAAGAAGCAGGCUAACAAAUUGUGCAAACAAAAUAACCCAGCAGAAACUAGAUCCGAUGAGGGCGAUGAAAGCAGUGGUCAGGGUUAUGAUUCCUGUGAGCAACAGAGCAGCGAAGAGGAAGUACGAUUCGAGACCUCUUUGGAUUGGCAAUCUGUAAUGAAGACCGUUUUCAGCACUGAAGAGGUGACCACAACCAACGCCAGCUCCAGUAAUAAAACCAAUGCCAAUGCCAUAAAAACUGCAGCCCAUCGGUCUGUUAAGCAAGAAAAUAUUAAGAAAGAUGACAAUGAAGAACAAUUGGCUGUGGGAGCCGAGGCCACUGUUAUAACCACAGAUGAUGCACCAAGCGGUGAUAGUGCCGCCCAACCUGAAAAUGAAUCCUUUAACGUAACAAUGUUAGAACAUUCGAACACUCAGUCGCCGGCUCCGCAGCCAACAGCCAGUGGGCUCAGUCGUGAGGAUCGUGAUAAAUACAAGUGUUUAUAUUAUUUGGUUGAAACUGCCAUGGCUGUGCGUCAAGCUGAUCCUAUUCAAGAAGAGGAAUUAGUCUAUCGUCUGGGUAAUUAAUCCUGCAUUUAUAGUCAUUAACUUCAUUACAUAUACACAAACACAACACGCUUCUAGAAAAGUAAAUAUUGUAAAUACAUCAUAGAUUUAGGGUAAUUAUACAAUAGCGCAAUUGUAUGAUCGAUGAAAUCAAUCAUAUACAAAAACCUUAAACAUUUAACUUUCCCGGCCAGAGCAAAACAUAUCAGGAAUUGUCAAUUUUUGUGAACAUUUUAAACACUAAUAUCUAUAAAUUUGGUUUUAACUUUAAUUAUGUAAAGUAAACAUAAACACAAUUGAACAUAAUAAAGUAAACUAAAUUGUCCCCCCCUAUA
Molecule: messenger RNA, 2646 nt
Organism: Drosophila willistoni
Lineage: Eukaryota; Metazoa; Arthropoda; Insecta; Diptera; Drosophilidae
Exons: 8
Coding region: 602-2332 (576 amino acids)
Biological process (GO): regulation of transcription by RNA polymerase II
Molecular function (GO): RNA polymerase II cis-regulatory region sequence-specific DNA binding; DNA-binding transcription factor activity, RNA polymerase II-specific
Source: RefSeq, a predicted model, not a curated record